AAAAAAAACAAAAAAAAAGAACAAGAAAAAACGACUACUCUCUGCUACUAUUGCUUCCUCCUUCGUUCAAUUCAUGUUCUUGAUUGCCGGAAACCAUGAGUUUUCUGGUGAGUUUCUGGCGAUUCGCUCUCUUGUAUGAUCGGAGUAUCCACUUUUCCUUUCCGAAUUACCUCCCGCCAUGGUUGUCUUUGAAGUGUACUUGACUUUGCCAGAUCAGUGUUGUAACGAUGCUUUGCUGUGAAGUGGAGGAAGUAGUUUGUUGAUUACUCGAUAGAAUUCUCUCUCUUUUCUAUGUUCUAAGGUUUUGGCAUCUUCCAGUUCGUUCUGGUGAGGAUUCUGAAAAAGGAUUUUUCAUUUCAAGUUCUUUUUCGGCGAAGUAUUUCUAUCUUGUUGCUUCUUAAAAUAUUUUGUUUAAAGUUUCAUUUCCUGUUUCUUACAAUACCAAAUUUUUUCAUAGAAGUCCAUCGAUGCAGUUAAAUAAUUUUGUUCACAUGAAAAAGAGAUGGAUCUCUACCGAUUGCUGUCGCUUUUUUUCUUCUUCUAUUUUGCAGUUGCGUCAAGGAGCCAGGUCAUAAAAGCAACAAAGGCUUCAUAAUUUAGAAUUUUUUAUAUCCCAAACAAUGAAAGGUGGUUUUCAUUUUACUCGUUGCUCGUUGGAGAGGAUUUGAAGCAGCGGUAGCUGCUCAGAUCCGUCCAUGGAUCCCAACUCCUCUGGAGAAGACUUGGUUUUUAAGACCAGGAAGCCAUAUACUAUUACAAAGCAACGAGAGCGCUGGACGGAGGAGGAGCACGGUAGAUUUCUAGAGGCGCUGAAACUCUAUGGCCGAGCAUGGCCGAGAAUUGAAGAACAUAUUGGAACCAAAACAGCAGUUCAGAUACGGAGUCAUGCACAAAAGUUCUUUUCAAAGUUGGAAAAAGAAGCACUUGUUAAGGGGAUUCCUGUAGGACAAGCUCUUGAUAUAGACAUUCCACCACCUCGUCCUAAGAGGAAACCAAGUAAUCCUUAUCCAAGGAAGUCUCCUAUAUCAAUGUUGGGAGCAAAUGACGGGAAGCUCUCGACUCUGGUGUCUUCUUUACAGAGCAAACAAAUCUUAGAUUUGGAGAAAAAGCCAAUGAAUGAGGCUACUAGUGGAGAAGAACAAACAUUUAAUGAAAAGGAUACUCAUGACGAUAAUUGCUCAGAAGUAUUUACCCUAUCAGGAGAAGCUAACUCCUUUUCUUUGAAAAACCAACAUUCUGUACCGGUGCAAGUUAAAUUCAAUGACUCAUGUGCUUUCCGGGAGUUUGUGCCCUCAGUUAAAGAGCCACUCCAUGAAAAAGGCAUGGGAAAACUUUCAGAAUUGGUGAUUUCAAGUGCUUCACGCGAAAAAUUGGUGUCUGCUGAAAAGAAAGAAGCUUUAAGCUGUGCACUGUCUGGGGAUGAAAUGCAAGCUGCUCAUAAUUAUCCAAGGCAUGUGCCUGUGCAUGUGGUAGAUGGAAGCCUGGGAGCAAAUGGUCAGGGGUCUUUAAGAGAUGCUCCACUGCAGGAAUCCGCUUUCCAUCCAUCUAUGGAGAUUCAAGGAGAGCGUAGUAUACUUCGGAAUCCAUCUGGUUCUAUUUCCUUCGAACAUCAACAUAAUGCACCUGGGAGCAUUUAUCAAUCAUAUCCACCUAUUCAUCCUACUCCAUUUACCUUACUUCACCCUAACCAAGAACAUUACAAGUCAGUUCUCCAGAUGUCUUCCGCAUUUCUGAAUCUUAUUGUGUCCACCCUUCAACAAAACCCUGCAGCCCAUGCAAUAGCAAGUCUUACAGCAACCUGUUGGCCCUAUGUGAAUCCUGAAACUUCUGCAGACGCCUCAGCGUGUGAUACAGAAGGUUCUAAAACCAAGCAAAUGAACCCCACCCCCAGUAAGGAAGCCAUUGCUGUAGCAACUGUAGCAGCUGCAACUGCAUGGUGGGCGGCCCACGGAUUGCCACCUUUAUGUUCUCCUUUGCAUUCUGCCUUUACGAGUGCUGCUAUAUCAGCUCCUGUAGUACAAUCGUCAGAUGCCUGUCCAAAUUCUGAGUCCAAGGACAAAGCAGAAAGUUCCCUACAAAAUGCUGCUUUGCAAAAUCAGCAGCUGGAUGCAGAACAAUCAGAGGUUUUGACUGCUCAUCAGUCAGGUUCCAAGUCACCUACUCAUUCAUCAUCUGACUCUGGUAAUGGAGGUGCAGAUGCAAAUGCUACGGUGAAACCUGUCCACAAUGAGAAGACACCAGCUGAGGUUGAGUUUCAUGAUUCAAACGAGGAGAAGAGAGGAAAACAAGUAGAUCGUUCCUCAUGUGGUUCCAAUACACCAUCUGGAAGUGAUCGAGAGAUGUAUGCAACAGAAAAAAACGAUGAAAAAGAGAAGGGCAAAGAGCUUGAGACGAACCAUCCAGCUCCCGAGUCCAGUAUUCGUCGUAGUAGAAGCAUCAGUAACACUAGUGAGUCUUGGAAGGAGGUUUCUGAUGAGGUAAAAAGGGGGCGUCUGGCCUUUCAAGCACUCUUCACAAGGGAUGUAUUGCCUCAAAGUUUUUCACCUCCAUAUGAUGUAGAAAGUGAGAAUAAGGAGAAUGAGAACGUUGAGAAAGUUAGUCAGAGUGUAGAUAAAGAUAAUAGUGGCGCAUCAGUUUUGGACCUCAACAGCAACACUUGUGGUACUUCUACAUCAGCAAUAGGUGUCAAUAACGGAGAGGGGGAAUUUCCCUCAAUUGGACUUGGAAAUGGCACCCCCAAGGUUUGUCGAACAGGAUUUAAACCUUACAAAAGAUGUUCAGUGGAGGCGAAGGAAAAGAGAAUGACAGCAACAUCCAGCAACCACAACGAGGAGGGAGGCCAAAAAAGACUACGUCUGGACCAGAAAGCCUCAAAUUGCUGCAUGUAUUUCUAACCCUCCUCCUUCUCCUCCUCAAUCUAUCUUUUUCCUACUUCAAUUCUUCGCGUGUACUGUAAAAUGGCUACCUACCUUAUGUGAUUGGUACGUUCGAACUUAUACAACUGAACUCAUUAGCCUUUUUUUUUUUUUUUUUGUAAGAAGAAUUGUUUGGUACACCCCAGUCGCCAUUAUCUUGUUACCACUUCAAAGACACAUUAGUUUCUUCAUGAAGAUGGUAUAAAUUUGGCAUGUUCUCUUCUGUA
Cucurbita maxima (winter squash) is the source of this 3142-nucleotide messenger RNA. RefSeq names its product protein LHY-like. NCBI's taxonomy places the organism in Eukaryota, Viridiplantae, Streptophyta, Magnoliopsida, Cucurbitales, Cucurbitaceae. The record is from RefSeq and is a predicted model, not a curated record. Gene Ontology annotation, molecular function: DNA binding. The transcript has 8 exons. Bases 696 to 2894 code for a protein of 732 amino acids.